AUGGACAGCCUGCUUGAGCUGCUCAAGGACACAUCUGGUCGCCGACUGGCCCUGCUGGAGGAAGAGCUGGAGACGCUGGGGCGUGAUGCGCUCUCGUAUUCAGAUGAUUUCUUUUCAACAAAAGCCAAGAGGUAUCCGGCCAGUCUAUUUUCCCACGAAAAACUAUUCGAGAUAUCAUGUUCUGUAUUGAACCAUUUCAAGGGCUUUGCCAAGGGUGACAAGCCCAAUGAUUCUUACACCAAUGCCGCCGAUAAAGAUGAUCCUCUCUGGACGUCGCGAGCCCUCCAAGACCCUUCCGAGGUCAAGAAGAGGCUGUACACGUCCUUGAGACAGUUGGAAAUCUAUGAGCAAUUUCUCCUGUGGCAACUUGACAUCAGGCAUGCUUCAACGAUCAACAGGCAUUUGGGACUUGAUGAGCAGUACCAGCAGUACCUCAGCAACUACAGGACCAAGUCUCAACACUUUCUGGAUGUAAGGGAGUUCUUGGGGCACGGGAUCUCGUUCGAGGAGGCAUGGAUAGCAGACCGCUCCUUGACCCUCGCGACAAUGUACGAGGGUGGUGAGAAAUACCUGGACCUCUAUGGAUACUUUGGCGCCGUCGAGAAGUGGGCAAGAUAUAAUAGUUCAAUCAAACAGCCGCCGCACCUCUUGCCAUCGCCCGAUGAGCAGGACCCGUGGUCUACCUACCUCGAGUUUCUUCACUAUCACUCAUUGUGCCAAGAGGCAUCUGAUGAUAGAGUGAUUGCCCUCGAGAUGGACAUGUCCAGUGAGUGGGCAAUCCUGGCACAAGAAAACCUGCUUCAACCCACGGAUACGGCCCUCUCACUUGUGUACCGCCUUGAAGUGCAGGAGGAUCUGCCGGAAGCAAACAGAGCCCUUUCGUACGAAAAGUUUCUUUCCUCGUGGAAGCGCCUACGUCAAGGUACCGAAGUCGCCGAUUAUCAGUCCGCGAGUCUGGGCUGGGCUUGGGAUAUGAUGGAUUCAUUUGUUGGCAAAUCUUAG
Clonostachys rhizophaga is the source of this 1002-nucleotide messenger RNA. Lineage: Eukaryota; Fungi; Ascomycota; Sordariomycetes; Hypocreales; Bionectriaceae. The record is from the annotation of a GenBank genome assembly.